Molecule: messenger RNA, 852 nt
Organism: Closterium sp. Naga37s-1
Lineage: Eukaryota; Viridiplantae; Streptophyta; Zygnematophyceae; Desmidiales; Closteriaceae
Source: the annotation of a GenBank genome assembly
AUGGUGCCAGCGUUCGUGUACACGGUGCAGAACGUGCUUAUCAACAUCGCUUAUCGCCACCUGCACCCAGUCACCUUCGCCAUGCUGUCCCAGACGAAGCUUCUAUUUACCGCGCUCUUCAACUUCAUAUUCCUCAGGCAGAAGCAGUCUGGCCGGCAGGUGUUGGCCCUGCUCGCCAUGCUCGUAGCAGCUGUGCUCCUCUCCAUCGCCGACCAUGUGCAGCUCUCCCUCUCCCUCUUUGGGGGCGAGGGAGCGGGCGAGGGAACGGCAGACGGAAAGGGAGGGAAGGAGGGAACAGGGAGCGGCAAGCCUAGUGCAGGUGGAGGAGGAGGGAGUGGAGGGUUAACGGAGAGUCUAGCAGCAUCAGUGUUGUUUGGAGCGAUUCCCAUGCUGGCAGCAUCUGUCACGUCUGGGUUCGGGUCCAUGUACUGCCAGUGGGUCUCCCAGGUGAAGGGCCGCAGCUCCUACUUGAUGACCAUCGAGAUGUCGUCGUUCAGCUUCUGCCUCCUCCUCGCCUCUCUCCUGCUCGUUCCCUCAUCACAUGACGCAGUGCGCAUUAGGCAGCUUGGCUUCUUCCACGCCUGGACCCUCCUCUCCAUGGUGCCCAUACUGACCAACGCGCUAUCAGGCAUCCUCGUGGGGGUGGUGGUGCAAAUAUCAGGGGGACUCAAGAAGGGUUUCGUGAUGAUAAUAGCGCUGCUGGUGACGGCAGCAGCUCAGCUUCUCCUAGAAGGCGAGCCUCCCCCUCUUCUCGUGUGGGUGGCGUUCCCCAUGGUAGUGGCGAGCACCCACAUGCAUGCUGCAUACCCGUACUUGGAAAAGAAGGAUUCGGAUCGAAGGAAGGCAGAGUAG